GGUUUUCAUCUUCUGUUACGUAUCCCAACCAUUUCUCCCGCACCCACCACGCUAUUUCCCAUUGUACCUUACUCGUGUUCUUGAUCAAAUCAAAGGUACAACUAUUGAAAUCACACUUUCAAAAAGGCACUGAAAUAGAGGUUUCUGCAGGUAAUAAAAACCCAAUCUCCAGCAAAGCAUGCCAUGAUAUAUCUGCAUCUGUCUCUCUUUUAGAGCACUUAAAAAAGAAUCCCAGUGUGCAGAGGACACAUUGGCUUUGGCAUCACAGCUUUAUAUAAAUCUCUGCAUCUCCCCUAGAAAUAGAAGAAGAAUUUGGGUUUGUGUGAAUAGUAGGAAGAGCAAUGGAGCUGUUCUACUUCGUGGUGUUCGGGGCAUUGGGAGCGGUGGUGGCAGCUUUAGAGCUAAGCAAGACCAGCAAGGAUAGAAUCACCACGUCCCCUGCUUUCAAUUCCUUCAAGAACAAUUACCUUUUGGUUUACUCUCUCAUGAUGGCUGGAGACUGGCUGCAGGGACCAUAUGUUUACUAUCUGUAUAGUACAUAUGGCUUUGGAAAAGGGGAGAUUGGACAGCUUUUUAUUGCUGGUUUUGGAUCCUCCAUGUUGUUUGGGACAAUUGUUGGAUCUCUUGCUGACAAACAGGGCCGGAGGAGGGCAUGUGUUACUUACUGCAUAACUUACAUUCUUAGCUGCAUCACAAAGCAUUCUCCUCAAUACAAAGUUUUGAUGAUAGGUCGUGUUUUGGGAGGUAUUGCCACCUCUCUUCUGUUUUCAGCAUUUGAGUCAUGGCUUGUUGCUGAACAUAAUAAGAGGGGCUUUGAGCAACAGUGGUUGUCACUAACAUUUUCAAAGGCAAUAUUUCUUGGAAAUGGUCUCGUUGCCAUUUUGUCUGGGUUGUUUGGGAACCUACUUGUUGAUUCAUUAUCCCUUGGACCUGUGGCUCCUUUUGAUGCUGCUGCAUGCUUUCUUGCCAUUGGGAUGGCCAUUAUUUUAUCAUCAUGGACUGAAAAUUUUGGAGACCCCUCAGAAAAUAAGGACUUGCUUACCCAGUUCAGGGGUGCUGCUGUAGCAAUAGCUUCUGAUGAAAAAAUUGCUUUGCUGGGUGCCAUCCAGUCUCUGUUUGAAGGUUCAAUGUACACCUUUGUGUUCCUUUGGACUCCUGCUUUGAGCCCCAAUGACGAGGAGAUCCCUCAUGGUUUUAUUUUUGCCACAUUCAUGUUGGCAUCAAUGUUGGGAAGCUCCCUUGCAUCUCGAUUGAUGGCUCGCUCAUCACCUAGGGUAGAAAGCUACAUGCAGAUUGUUUUUGUGAUUUCCUCUGCCUCUCUCCUGCUUCCCAUUAUAACCAAUUUCUUGGUAGCACCUUCUAAAGUGAAAGGUGGAAGCAUCUCAUUCGCAGGUUGUCUUCAGCUUCUUGGAUUCUGUACUUUUGAGGCUUGUGUAGGGAUAUUUUGGCCAUCCAUUAUGAAAAUGAGAUCCCAAUACAUCCCCGAGGAGGCUAGGAGCACUAUUAUGAACUUUUUCCGCGUUCCUCUCAAUAUCUUUGUCUGCAUCGUGCUGUACAAUGUUGAUGCAUUUCCCAUCACUGUUAUGUUUGGUAUGUGCUCAAUUUUCCUCUUCGUGGCAUCUUUCUUGCAAAGACGGCUGAUGGCAAUUUCAGACAAGCCAAAGAUGGAAAAUUGGACAGCAAUUAAGGAAAGGGAACCUGAGGCGGAGCCACUAAAUGAUUGAGUGAUGUUGGACGGCAGCAGGGACUCUUGGCAUGUUGAAAACAACAACGUAAUUCAUUUCUUCUGCUGUUGCAGUUCCUACUCGAUGGAGGGUUGUAUUUUGAUUUUAUAGUAGAGAUUCCAAUGUAUAAGAAAAUAGUGGUCUGCCCAGUAAAGAAGAUGUGGGUUAUACAGGUCACUUGAUUUUCAUGAUUGUUUUGGGCUGUCAGUAGACCAGCACCGUUGUUUGUCUUUUUUUUUUUUUUUUUCCUUUUAAGUAGGAAUGCAAAUAUCCAUCUGUUUAAGUCUGAUAUUAUUCUUUUCUAAACUGGUCUAUAAUUUGUUUUAUAGUUUGCUCAAAUAAGUUUUUUGUUCAAUGAAAUUGCAACAACUAAUUGAUGAAGCAUCAUUUGGGAUCUGUCACCCUUAACAAUGUCUCUGCAGUGAGAGAUUGUUCCUUUUUUUUUUCUUUUUUUUUUUUUGUUUAUCUCCAAUAAAUGAUACGUCGAGACUUAGAAUUUAAUUGUUAUGUCUGACUAGGUGAAAAUGGUUACCUUUUAUUUAUGUCUUUAAUUUCUGUUUUGGACAGAAGCAUCUGCUUAAUAGUUAAAACUAAAAAAAAAAAAAAUUGGG
Durio zibethinus is the source of this 2335-nucleotide messenger RNA. RefSeq lists its product as uncharacterized. NCBI's taxonomy places the organism in Eukaryota, Viridiplantae, Streptophyta, Magnoliopsida, Malvales, Malvaceae. Gene Ontology annotation, cellular component: membrane. The record is from RefSeq and is a predicted model, not a curated record. Gene Ontology annotation, molecular function: molybdate ion transmembrane transporter activity. Gene Ontology annotation, biological process: molybdate ion transport.